Molecule: messenger RNA, 1760 nt
Organism: Glycine soja
Lineage: Eukaryota; Viridiplantae; Streptophyta; Magnoliopsida; Fabales; Fabaceae
Product: glycerol-3-phosphate dehydrogenase [NAD(+)] 2, chloroplastic-like
Exons: 9
Coding region: 87-1385 (432 amino acids)
Biological process (GO): glycerol-3-phosphate catabolic process; carbohydrate metabolic process
Cellular component (GO): glycerol-3-phosphate dehydrogenase (FAD) complex; cytosol
Molecular function (GO): NAD binding; glycerol-3-phosphate dehydrogenase [NAD(P)+] activity
Source: RefSeq, a predicted model, not a curated record
CUGAGGGAUAAAACAAGCGUGGCAUUUUUUCUUACACAAGACACCCAAAUCUCUGUUUCUCUGUGUCAGCUUCUCAAAUUUUAACAAUGGCUGCAUUGUCAGAAGCGCCAUUCUUUUCUUCAAAGCCUCACAGCACUAAUCUCCCUCCCACCAAGUUUCACACUUUCCCCUCAAAACCCAUCUCUCUCACCUUUCGCAGUACGUAUACUCCUUGUUUCGCAAAUGCUUCUCCUUCUCUUCCUCAAGACCCGGACCCGGGAACCGACUCCGACCCUGACCCGACCCGAGACCGCCGGAGAAUCGUUCGGGUCGCCUGGGAGAAGAUCGUACGCUGGUCCAGGUCUUGGCGCUCCAAGGCCAACACCGACGUCCUCCAACGCACAAAUAAGGUGGUUGUACUUGGAGGAGGGUCAUUUGGGACGGCAAUGGCUGCCCAUGUGGCAAAUAGGAAGGCUGAGUUAGAGGUGAUCAUGCUUGUUCGGGACCCUCAAGUUUGCUUGUCUAUCAAUGAGAGGCACUGUAAUUGUAAGUACUUCCCGGAUCAUAGGCUGCCGGAAAAUGUAGUUGCAACAAUGGAUGCCAAGUCUGCUUUGCUUGGUGCUGAUUACUGCCUCCAUGCAGUGCCUGUUCAGUUCAGCGCAUCUUUUCUCGAGAGUGUUGCCGAGUAUGUUGAUCCAGGGUUGCCAUUCAUAUCUCUCAGUAAAGGCCUAGAGUUGAAUACUCUGAGGAUGAUGGCUCAAAUUAUUCCUCAUGCACUACGGAAUCCUCGCCAGCCUUUUGUUGCACUAUCAGGGCCUUCUUUUGCUCUGGAAUUGAUGGAUAAGCUACCCACAGCAAUGGUGGUGGCAUCAAAAGACAAAAAAUUGGCUAAUACUGUUCAGCAACUACUUGCUUCAAGUCAUUUAAGAAUCAGCACAUCAAGUGAUGUUACAGGAGUUGAAAUAGCAGGUGCACUCAAGAACGUGCUUGCAAUAGCAGCUGGGAUAGUAGAAGGUAUGAAUCUUGGUAACAACUCAAUGGCUGCUCUUGUCUCGCAAGGCUGUUCAGAGAUACGGUGGCUUGCAACAAAGAUGGGUGCAAAGCCGACUACUAUAACAGGGCUGUCAGGAACUGGAGACAUAAUGCUUACAUGUUUCGUGAAUCUUUCAAGAAACAGAACAGUUGGUGUGCGACUAGGAUCAGGCGAGAAGCUUGAGAACAUACUUAGUUCCAUGAAUCAGGUAGCAGAAGGUGUCUCCACCGCCGGGGCUGUGAUUGCUUUGGCGCAGAAAUAUAAUGUAAAGCUGCCAGUCUUGACAGCAGUUGCUCGUAUUAUCGACAAUGAACUUACCCCUAAGAAAGCUGUUUUUGAGUUAAUGAGCCUCCCUCAGGUUGAAGAAGUAUGAAACCUACCAGCACAUCCCUUAUUUACUAGCUGCUUUUUAACUGCUGCUUGUAAGACAUUCGGGUACUCUAUUCUUUUCACCAUUGUGCUUAUAGUGCUGAAGGCUUGGUGAGCAAAAUUUUGCACAGUUGGGGUUGCCCCAUACAGUUAAUAGAAUUUGAAAAAUGUGUAGAUUCUAGGCAAAUGCAUAAUCUCACGUCAAUAUAAACUUCUUUACCUGGAGUCACAAAUGUACAUCAUUCUAAUGAAUGCCAUUUGUUUGUGCAAAUACCUGGCAUCUGUGCUCUUUAAUAUGAAUGUUUUGGUUUAUAUGAGAACUAAUGACGUUAAAAAAUCUAGCAUCGUUGCCAAAGUUGGUGAUUUUUUCUUGACUUUA